Messenger RNA from Xyrauchen texanus (razorback sucker), 1689 nucleotides. Its product is annotated as piggyBac transposable element-derived protein 4-like. NCBI's taxonomy places the organism in Eukaryota, Metazoa, Chordata, Actinopteri, Cypriniformes, Catostomidae. The record is from RefSeq and is a predicted model, not a curated record. The coding region runs from base 1 to 1689 and encodes 562 amino acids. The transcript has 3 exons.
AUGACAUCAGGAAAGGUAAAACAGCCACAGAAGAAGGUUUUUGUUGGCGUGGAGGCUGUUUUAGAAGAGAUCGAUCGUUUCACUGACACAGAUCCAGAAAGCGACGCGAGCUUUGACUCUGUGCGCGAAGCAGCUUUCAUUGAUGGAAUGGAUCCUGACGUGGAUAAUGUAAGUUCAUCUGAUGAUGAAUGGAUUCCUCCUAGUCACGCAGAGAGGCCACGUCACUCUUCUUUGUCCUCAAACACACCUGGGCACCCAACCCCCACUCCCACCCCCACCCCCACCCCCAGAGCCAGAGGCCGAGGCAGAGCCAGAGGCCGAGGCCGAGCUAGAGGCAGAGCUGGGACUUCACAAUAUGUGAGUGCUCAGCCAUCUUCAAAUGAAGAAAGCUGGCACACUGAAACGGACGCAGACGAGGACCCAGUUUUGUUCCAUUUUGCUCCAAAGCGACCACCAGGACCUCAGCUCAUCAGGAAUGCUAUGCAUUCACCACUUGAGCUUUUCCAGUUAUUUUUUACCACAUCUGUUAUUGAUACAAUAAUAGGAAACACAAAUGCCUAUGCUGCAAAGAGGGCUGAGUCGGAAGAUGAAGAUAACACAAGAAAAAAGGGAAGCCCUGGCUAUGACAGACUGUUCAAAAUAAAACCCCUCUAUGGCAGCAUUGUUUCUGCGUGCAAGACAUAUUUUCAACCACAUAGGCAACUAGCAGUGGAUGAACGUAUGGUUGCAUCAAGGGCAAGAAUUGGGCUGAAACAAUAUAUGAAGGACAAGCCCACAAAAUGGGGCUACAAAUUCUUUGUCCUUGCUGAUUCAUUGUCUGCAUACACCUGGAACUUUUUUGUGUAUGAGGGCAAAUCCAAAAACACAGGUAAAGGCCUCAGCUAUGAAUCGGUCAUUCAGCUUUUAGAUUUUAGUCUGCUUGGACAGGGCUAUCACAUUUUUAUGGACAAUUUUUAUUCUAGCCCAACUCUAUUCCUGGAUUUACUGUCCAAACAGACUCUAGCUUGUGGCACCAUACGGACUAAUAGAAUAGGCUUUCCGAAAACCAAAAUCAACGACCUCAGCGGGAAGGCCAAAAGAGGAGAAAUUCGUUGGAUCAGAAAUGGAAAGGUCCUGUUUGUGAAAUGGAUGGACACUAGAGAAGUGACAAUGUGUUCAACUAUACACAAAGCUUACAGCAAUGACAGGGUAAACCGACGUGUGAAGAGUGCUGACGGUGUCUGGAGACACAAGCAGUGCUCGAGUACAAUAAAUACUGAUCUUUCCGAUGCACUUAUUGGAUAUUACAAUGUUUUGCAUAAAACGAAGAAAUGGUACAAAACACUUUUUUUCCAUUUCAUUGACAUUGCUGUUGUGAACACCUUUAUUCUGCACAGUGAACAGUCCGAAGCUCAGAAUAAGACCCCUCUGACCCAGAAAAUGUUCAGAGAACAACUUGUUUCUGAGCUUGUCAAGGAUUCCACAGUGCCAACAACAUCAGCUGCCAGCUCAAGUACAUCAACCAAAACAUGCCUUCCCGAAUAUUUUGCAAGUGAUGCUACUGCUGCGAGAAGAAUCUGCGUGAUGUGCAAACUAGAGGACAAGAAAAUGAAGACUCCGAUCUUCUGCCUGAAGUGCAAAGUUGCACUGUGCAUGGUGUCAACCAGGAAUUGCUUCAAGCGCUGGCACACUGAGGGACACAGCAUGUAG